This is a messenger RNA of Triplophysa rosa, 1708 nucleotides long. RefSeq names its product tumor necrosis factor receptor superfamily, member 18 (gene tnfrsf18). The record is from RefSeq and is a predicted model, not a curated record. Gene Ontology annotation, biological process: positive regulation of cell adhesion; negative regulation of apoptotic process. Bases 178 to 933 code for a protein of 251 amino acids. The transcript is spliced from 6 exons. Gene Ontology annotation, molecular function: protein binding; tumor necrosis factor receptor activity. Lineage: Eukaryota; Metazoa; Chordata; Actinopteri; Cypriniformes; Nemacheilidae. Gene Ontology annotation, cellular component: external side of plasma membrane; plasma membrane.
UUUGUUCGUGUGUUCGUCAUUUUAUUUGGUCACACUGGCUUUGGUCUUCAGCCUCUUGUGUGUUUACACCUCUGCUUUGUGGGGUGAACUGAAACCAACGUCACUGGUUGGAAACGAUAAAGAGUGAGAACAGAAAGCAGAUAUUCAGAACGAUAGCUAGUCUACCAACCUGAUGAAAUGGACACUUUUAAGCUCUGGUUUACAUUGCUCUGUGUUUAUAAUGUCUGGAUUUUAACUCUGGCUGGUGACUGUGACUGGGCGGUCCAAUUCAAAAAUGGUGGGAAUUGUUGUCAAGCCUGCCCUUCAGGGGAGUAUCCCACAAAAAAAUGUUCAGAGAACAAUGGUAAGAGUGUGUGUGGGAAAUGUCCAGCAGCUUCGGACGAUUUAAGAUGCUUCUGUACUGACAAGCCUUUAUGCAGUGACGAUAAAUGCUCUGGGUGUGUGCCCAGACCAACAUGUCCACCUGGCUUUCGACUGAUCAGAGAUGGGAACUUUGAUUACUCUUACAAUUGUAAGCCGUGUGCUGACGGGACAUACAAGGAUGAUGAGGACGGAACCUGUAAAUCCUUUGCAAAGUGCGAUGGCUUUAAAAUGAUCUUCGCUGGAAACAGAACCCACAAUGCAAGAUGUGCUGGUUAUGACACAAAUGCAAAAGAAGCAAGUAAAGCACCCCAUAUUGACAAUUAUUACUACAUUAUGAUGGCCUGUUUAACAUUCACUGUCUUUAUCUGCCUGCUGCUUGUCAUGUACACUGCUUCUCUACAUUUCAAAUGCAGAAAGCAUAGAACAUUAUUUCAACCAUACACACACAAGGUGGCUUUGCCCUCAGAUGCAUGUAAUUGCAAACUAUCAAAGGAGGAAAUGGGUGAUGAUGAAAGUGACUCCAAGACAACUUCGGAACUCUCUUUAAAGUGUGAACCCUUAAUACCUUGAAAGAUCUUUUUGAAAAACAGACAAUAAACUGGCCUUUUCUUCAGCUUUGGAUAUAACAUCUAUGACAAUCAGCUUAUCUUGAUGCAGUAUGAUCUACUAUGAAACAAAUAAUGAAGACUUGCUGAUCAUGUGGAUGGUCCCUUUGACCUUGGACAGAGUACCUGUGAUUAAGAACUUCCUCUCUGAGUCAGAUGUUUACCAUUGAUUUAUUUUGUCAAACCACUUAAAUACCACUCAGGUGUUAAAAAACAGUGAACAGCAGACAGUAAUUGAAAGAUGCAACUAUGUAUUUUACUAAGUUUUUUAAACAUCAGUUAACAGUUAAAAUUGAAACAGUUUAUCAAAUUAUUCUGUCAUUUUGUUUGUUGUAGACUUUCUGGAACAAAAGUCUGUAGACUGUACAGUAAAUUGUACCUAACUUAAACUUAUUUUCAUGCAAUACAAUGAAUGGGGAAUGAAGUGAAUAUGACUUUAGAAGCAACAGUGUUGUAGGAGAACCACAUUUAAGUGAUGACUUGCACUUAUAAAUCUUAUGUAAAUCUUGUUUAAAGUUUCAAAACAUUGCUUAACUUAUUCUAUUUUUUGCAUAUUCUGUUAUUUGCUGUAAUCUGUGAAAAUAAAAUAUACAAAAAUAGAGACUUUACUAUAUUAAUGUUAAUAGAUGUUUACGGCAGUUAAUCGGAUUUUAUUAUACAAUAUUUUUGAUAAAUAUUGUAAAAAUGUGUGCUAAUUUGAUUAAAUCCUGUUUGUUGUCAAAUGAUACGGUAUUCUACUG